AAAUUGACGACUGUCUGUCACUGUCUUCAACUCUUCAUGUGUUUAUCAUUUUAUUUUGUUGUGUUUAUAGUAAAAACUUUAUUAGAACCGAUAUUUUAACAUAAAACACAAUGGAAGAAAAGAAGGAAGAACCGCCGCCACCACCUCUUAAGCGUUACAGACGCGAGGAGAAGUCGUCCGAAUCGGAGGAAGACCUCGAAAACUACGUCCCGUACGUUCCACUCAUAGAACGGAAGAAGCAGCAGCUGAUUAAGCUCGGGCGGCUGACGCAGCUGGCGACGGAGGCGUCCGCCGAGGCCAAGAGCUCCAGCGACAACGACCCGGACGACGACGCGUCACAGGAGGAGUGGGGCCGCAAGUAUAAUGUGUCGCUGUUGGAGCAGCACGGCGAGUUGAAGCGGCUGGCGGAGGCGCGCGCGCUGUCCGCGGCCGAGCGCCAGGCGCGCGAGGAGCAGCACAUCCUCGAGAGCGUCGCGCAGAACAAAGCCCUCAUGGGGGUAGCUGAGUUAGCCAAAGGUAUCCAGUAUGAAGAUCCUAUUAAGACUUCCUGGAGAGCCCCGCGGUGCAUCCUCGCGCUGCCCCCCGAGAGACACGACCAAGUGAGAGAUAAACUCAAGAUACUAGUCGAGGGUGAAGAUGUACCACCUCCCUUGAAGACCUUUGAGCACAUGAAGCUACCAAAAGGCAUCAUUAGAGGACUAGAAGCUAAGGGCAUAAAGAAACCUACUCCUAUUCAAGUGCAAGGCAUACCUACAGUACUGAGUGGAAGGGAUAUGAUUGGUAUUGCAUUCACUGGGUCCGGAAAGACUCUUGUAUUCACAUUGCCAUUGCUGUGCUUCUGUCUGCAUCAAGAGAUCAAGCUGCCUUUCAUUAACAAUGAGGGACCUUAUGGUUUAAUCAUAUGUCCAUCAAGAGAAUUGGCAAAGCAGACUUAUGAAAUUAUUCAACAUUUUGUUAAGCAUCUUAAGAUGUGCGGGAUGCCUGAGAUCAGGAGUUGUCUGGCUAUAGGCGGGGUACCGGUGUCAGAGUGCAUGGAGACAGUGCAGCGCGGGGUGCACAUCAUGGUGGCCACCCCCGGCAGGCUCAUGGACAUGCUCGACAAGAAAAUGGUCCGCCUCAGCGUGUGCAGAUACCUCUGCAUGGAUGAGGCUGACCGAAUGAUAGACAUGGGCUUUGAAGAAGAUGUGAGGACAAUAUUCUCUUACUUCACGGGGCAACGGCAAACUCUACUGUUCAGUGCUACUAUGCCAAAGAAGAUUCAGGUGUUUGCCCGAUCAGCUUUAGUCAAACCAGUCACAGUGAAUGUGGGACGAGCUGGAGCGGCUUCUCUUAAUGUGAGACAAGAGUUGGAGCCUGUCAAAGCUGAAGCCAGGACUGUCCAUCUACUCCAAUGUCUACAAAAGACUCCUCCACCUGUCCUGGUGUUUGCUGAGAGGAAGCAGGAUGUUGAUGCUGUCCAUGAAUACUUGCUCCUCAAGGGAGUAGAAGCAGUAGCUAUACACGGUGGUAAAGACCAAGAGGAGAGAUCACGGGCUGUAGAUGCCUUCAGAAAGGGAGAGAAAGAUGUGCUUGUAGCCACAGAUGUUGCCAGCAAAGGUCUGGACUUUCCAAACAUUCAGCAUGUGAUCAACUACGACAUGCCAGAGGAUAUAGAAAAUUAUGUGCACAGGAUCGGAAGGACAGGGCGAGCUGGUGGCGAGGGCGUGGCGACCACGCUGCUGGGCCGCGCCGCCGACGACAGUGUGCUCAGAGACCUAGCUCACUUGCUGAGAGAGGCCAAACAGAAGGUGCCGGAGUUCCUCCUAGACAUGAUUGGAGAGCCAGACGUGCCGGUGGCCGACGGGCAGGGCUGCUCGUACUGUGGUGGUCUCGGACACAGGAUCACUGAAUGUCCUAAGCUCGAGGCUGUGCAAAACAAGCAAGCAUCGAAUAUUGGAAGAAAAGAUUAUUUGGCGAAUACUGCUGCUGACUAUUAAGAUUAUUGUUGAUAUGAAAUAAACAUGUAAUUUAAGAUAGGUAUAAGUUUGAUACUGAAUAAAAAUAUUUCGUACAUAA
Plutella xylostella (diamondback moth) is the source of this 2055-nucleotide messenger RNA. It is a transcript of the gene abs, whose product is annotated as ATP-dependent RNA helicase abstrakt. The record is from RefSeq and is a predicted model, not a curated record. Gene Ontology annotation, biological process: mRNA splicing, via spliceosome. Gene Ontology annotation, molecular function: ATP binding; RNA helicase activity; nucleic acid binding. Lineage: Eukaryota; Metazoa; Arthropoda; Insecta; Lepidoptera; Plutellidae.